GUUUCAGAAUUUGUUCGUGUAAUUUUGUAAAAGUGCGACGAUAUAGAUAAAAGUGGAAUAACUUGAAAAUCGUCGUGAGUAACCAGUGAAAAGACACUGAGUGUGAAAAUAUGCCAUAGUGGGGUCACUUUAAAUGACGAAAAGCACUGGUGGAUGCCCGAAAUUGGCACGAGUGAAAUACGUGUAAGAUGCAAAGUAACACCAACAAGACUAAGGAAAUGUUUAUCGUCAGGGCUCUGGAGAAGAUUCUUGCCGAUAAAGACAUCCGGAGGUCACAUCACUCACAGUCGCAGCUGAAGAGGGCCUGCGAUGUGGCAUUGGAGGAGAUCAAGCAAGAGUUGAAGGAAUCUGGCCAAGUGGAAAAUUUGGAGAGCGCCCCGUCGGCUGCGCUGCCGCUGCCCAAGAAUGACUCCGCCAACACGAUCAAUGCGGAGAAGUACUUUCUGCCCUUCGAACUGGCGUGUCAGAGCAAGACGCCGCGAAUUGUGGUGACGGCGCUGGAUUGCCUGCAGAAACUCAUUGCCUAUGGACACCUCACGGGAAACAUUCCAGACUCCUCGAAUCCGGGCAAGUUCCUCAUCGAUCGCAUUGUUACGACGAUAUGCAAUUGCUUCAUGGGGCCCCAGACGGACGAAGGGGUGCAGCUGCAGAUCAUCAAGGCCCUUCUCACUGUCGUCACGUCGCAGUAUGUGGAGGUGCACGAGGGCACAGUGCUGCAGGCCGUCCGGACGUGCUAUGACAUCUACCUGUCCAGUAAAAAUCUCAUCAAUCAAACAACUGCGCGCGCUACGCUCACCCAAAUGCUGAACGUGAUCUUCACCCGGAUGGAGCACCAGGCGACCGAGGUUGGGAUGAGCUCGGGCGCCUCGGACAGUGGCAGUGACAUGAAAGCCAUCGGCGAGGAGUUGUCCGUGGAGGAGAUUGCACGAAGUGUGCUUGAUGAGAUCAUAGCUAAUGCAGUGGCGAUGGCUGAGGCCACUGUAAACGGAUCGAGUGGCAACAGUGCCAUUCCCGAGAGUGGCACAAUCGUGAGAAUACCGUCCCAGGAGAGUGUGGAGACCCACAGUGAGAAUGACGCCAUCGUGACGGCAAAGUUCACGCACAUUCUCCAGAAAGAUGCAUUCCUCGUGUUUCGCGCCCUGUGCAAGCUCUCAAUGAAACCAUUGCCUGACGGAACUCCAGAUCCCAAGUCACAUGAGUUGCGCUCCAAAGUCCUCUCGCUGCACCUACUUCUGUCCAUUCUGCAGAACGCCGGGCCGGUGUUUCGCUCCAAUGAGAUGUUCAUCAUGGCUAUUAAGCAGUAUUUGUGCGUGGCACUCUCGAAAAAUGGCGUGAGUUCGGUGCCAGAAGUGUUUGAACUGUCCCUGUCGAUCUUUGUGGCCUUGCUGUCGAACUUCAAGGUGCAUCUGAAGAAGCAAAUCGAGGUGUUCUUCAAGGAGAUCUUCCUCAACAUCCUGGAAACCACAAGUUCCUCCUUUGACCACAAGUGGAUGGUGAUCCAAGCAUUGACGCGCAUCUGUGCCGACGCUCAGAGCGUUGUGGACAUCUACGUAAACUACGACUGUGACUUCUCGGCUGCAAAUCUCUUCGAGAGGCUCGUGAAUGACUUAUCAAAGAUCGCCCAAGGGCGUCAAGCGCUAGAACUGGGCGCCACACCCAACCAGGAGAAGAGCAUGCGAAUUCGAGGUCUGGAGUGUCUUGUGUCCAUACUCAAGUGCAUGGUGGAGUGGAGUAAGGAUUUGUAUGUGAAUCCAAAUCUGCAGACGACUCUGGGAGAGCCGGCGAAAGUUAUUACGGCGAGUGUUGAGGAGCCAAUGGGUUCUCUAAAGUCCCAUGGAGGCUCCAAUCUUAGUUUGAACUCCACGGGCAGCACGAACACGAACGGUGGUGGGAAUCGAGAGGUGUUGGAUUUGCCGGAGGAACUGGAGGAGCGCAAACAACGCAAGGAGAUCAUGGAAAUGGGCAUUGACAUGUUCAACAGGAAGCCGAAGAAGGGAGUGGCUUUCCUGCAGGAGCGUGGCCUUUUGGGAGAUUCUGUAGAGGCGAUAGCGAAGUGGCUUCACGAGGAUGAUCGUCUGGACAAGACAGUGAUUGGCGAUUAUUUGGGUGAGAAUGAUGAUCACUGCAAGAAGGUGAUGUGCGCAUACAUAGACGCGAUGGAUUUUGAUGAGUUGGACAUUGUGGCGGCGCUGAGGCACUUCCUAGAAGGAUUCCGUUUGCCCGGAGAGGCUCAGAAGAUUGACAGAUUGAUGGAGAAAUUUGCCAGUCGUUAUUGUGACUGUAAUCCGAAUAAUACCCUCUUUGCCAGUGCUGACACGGUUUAUGUGCUGGCGUUCAGCGUGAUAAUGCUCACAACGGAUCUGCACUCACCUCAGGUGAAGAACAAGAUGACAAAGGAGCAAUAUAUAAAGCUCAAUAGGGGGAUUAGUGAUUCGAAGGACUUGCCAGAGGAGUAUUUGUCACAGAUAUACGAUGAGAUUGCUGGGCAUGAGAUCAAAAUGAAGAACACGAGUGUUACGAAGCCAGGAGGCAAUCGGCAGAUCAUCAUCAACGAGAAGAAGCGCAAGUUGUUGUGGAAUAUGGAAAUGGAGGCGAUCUCCACCACGGCGAAGAACCUGAUGGAGUCUGUGUCACACUUCAAGUCACCUUUCACGUCGGCCAAGCACUUGGAGCACGUAAGACCCAUGUUCAAGAUGGCUUGGACACCUUUCCUGGCCGCCUUUUCGGUUGGUCUGCAAGAUUGCGAUGACACAGAGAUCGCGAGCCUCUGUCUGGAUGGGAUUCGAUGUGCCAUUCGGAUUGCGUGCAUCUUCCACAUGACUCUGGAGAGGGAUGCGUACGUGCAAGCUCUGGCGCGGUUCACUCUGCUCACGGCCAACUCGCCCAUUACGGAGAUGAAGGCGAAGAACAUUGACACGAUCAAGACGCUGAUCAUGGUGGCACACACAGAUGGCAAUUACCUGGGCAGCAGUUGGCUGGACAUUGUGAAGUGCAUCUCUCAACUGGAGUUGGCGCAGCUGAUUGGCACUGGCGUGAGGCCACAGUAUCUCUCAGGGCCGACAACGCAUCGUGAUGCUCUGGAUCCGAGUGUGAAGGAGCACAUUGGUGAGACGAGCUCCCAGAGUGUCGUUGUGGCCGUCGAUCGCAUCUUCACGGGAUCCAUACGACUGGAUGGUGAUGCUAUUGUGGAUUUUGUUCGCGCACUGUGUCAAGUGUCGAUGGAUGAACUCCACGGACACCAGCCGAGGAUGUUCUCGUUGCAGAAGAUUGUGGAGAUUUCGUACUACAACAUGGGCAGAAUCAGGCUUCAGUGGUCACGCAUAUGGCAAGUGUUGGGUGAUCACUUCAAUGCUGUGGGAUGCAAUACAAAUGAGGAAAUUGCAUUCUUCGCCCUGGACUCGCUGAGGCAGCUAUCGAUGAAGUUUAUUGAGAAAGGGGAGUUCACGAACUUCCGCUUUCAGAAGGAUUUCCUGAGGCCUUUUGAGCACAUCAUGAAGAAGAAUCACUCGCCCGCAAUUAGGGACAUGGUUGUCCGAUGUCUGGCGCAAAUGGUGAACUCACAAGCGCACAAUAUCAAAUCUGGGUGGAAGAACAUCUUCUCGGUGUUCCACUUGGCGGCCGGAGAUCACGAUGAGGGCAUUGUGGAGUUGGCAUUCCAGACAACGGGAAAGAUCAUUACGGACUUGUACCAGCGCCAAUUUCACAUAAUGAUCGACUCAUUCCAGGACGCUGUGAAGUGUUUGUCGGAGUUUGCGUGCAAUGCUCGCUUCCCGGAUACGAGCAUGGAGGCAAUCAGGCUGGUGAGGACGUGCGCUCUCUGUGUGCACAGUGCUCCGCAUCUGUUUGCCGAGCACGCGGGCAUGGAGAAUGAUGUGGCUGUCUCGGAGGAGGACAGAGUGUGGGUGCGCGGAUGGUUUCCGAUGCUCUUCUCCCUGUCGUGUGUGGUGAAUCGAUGCAAGUUGGACGUGAGAACUCGAGGAUUGACCGUGCUGUUCGAGAUUGUGAAGAAUCAUGGAGAUGCCUUCAAAGCCAAUUGGUGGCGGGAUUUGUUCAACAUUCUGUUCCGCAUCUUCGACAACAUGAAGUUGCCAGAACAGCACACGGAGAAGGCAGAGUGGAUGACGACGACGUGCAAUCAUGCCCUGUAUGCGAUUGUGGAUGUCUUCACGCAAUACUUUGACAUCCUCGGGCCGCUGCUCCUGCACGAUCUCUACACGCAAUUGCACUGGUGUGUGCAGCAGAACAAUGAACAACUGGCCAGAUCGGGAACGAAUUGCCUGGAGAAUCUUGUGAUCUCGAAUGGGUUGAAGUUCACCGAGGAGACGUGGGACAGCACUUGCCAGUGCAUGUUGGACAUCUUCAACAACACUCUUCCGUCGGAAUUGCUGACCUGGCGACCUGAUCCCAACUUCGUGGCCUCGAGUGCUGGGAAUCACAAUCGGCACGGCAGCGCGAAUGCGCUGGAGAACGGCGAGGUGAGGCAUGGUAUCCUCAAGAGGGCGAACUCCCAUCAUUCGGUGAUGUACACGGGCCCGGAGGAGAUGAUGGGCAAGGUGGUGGAUCACGGAUCGAAUAGUCUUUUUGCUAGUCUUCAUAUAAAGUGCGUGGUGCAACUGGAGCUGAUCCAGACGAUAGACAAUAUAAUCUUCUUUCCGGCCACGUCGCGGAAGGAGGACGCCGAGACACUGGCUCUGGCCACGGCGGAUCUCACGGGGGGUGUCUCUAGUCACACGGAGUGUCAGCGCGAAGAACAGGGGAUGUACAGUUACCUCACGACACCGCAUCUGCUCAAGUUGACCGACUGCCUGAUGCAGAGUCACAGAUUCGCCAAGCAAUUCAACGUGAACACGGAACAGAAGAAUGUGCUGUGGAAGGCGGGCUUCAAGGGGUCCGUGCGGCCUAAUCUGCUGAAGCAGGAGACACAGUCACUGGCGUGCGUCUUGAGGAUAUUCUUCAAGCUGUACAACGAUGAGAAUCGACGCACGGACUGGAUGGAUGUGGAGAGGAGGCUCAUAGCGGUGAGUCAGGAAGCGUUGGAGUACUUUCUUAAUCUCCAGAGCGAAACACACAGAGAAACGUGGACGUCCAUUCUCCUACUCGUCCUCACGCGCCUCCUCAAGAUGCCGGACAAUAGAUUUGCCGCUCACAUAACACAUUAUUAUGCUUUACUGUGUGAGAUUAUGUGCUUUGACUUGAAACCUGAACUCAGAAGUGUCCUUAGGCGAGUUUUCCUGAGAAUUGGGCCUGUCUUCAAUGUCACAACUCCAUAACAUCGCUAAGGAUUAUAUUAUUACACAUAUGUAAUAUUCCAGAGUAGGAUCACUAAAAAGAGAAAAUAGUAAAGACAUUGUGAGAGAGGAGGAAGUACACUAAUUUCAUACAUGAACCUUUUUGCGUAGGUGGAUUUCGUAGACGGAGGAAAAAGAAAUUAAAUGUUUUUAGAAUUGCGAUAGAAGUGAAAUCAAAAUGGAAAAAUUAAAAAUUGUUAUUCGUAUUAUGCAGCAAUCGCAAGUGCUAGUGCUUUCCUUAUAUUUUCUAAUUUAUACUUCAAUUGACAUCUAUUCCACGUGAAGACAUGCAUUCGCAUAAUAAAUUCUUUAUUUAUCCACUUAUUGAGUUAUUGAAUAGUUGCAUAGAUUGAAUACGACGUUAAAAAUUGUCUCUAAACUUUGAUGUUUGUAAAUUGUAAAUGGUAAUGAAAAUAAAUUUUAUUUAAAAAAUACAA
Molecule: messenger RNA, 5725 nt
Organism: Phlebotomus argentipes
Lineage: Eukaryota; Metazoa; Arthropoda; Insecta; Diptera; Psychodidae
Gene: Sec71
Product: brefeldin A-inhibited guanine nucleotide-exchange protein 1
Exons: 4
Coding region: 189-5270 (1693 amino acids)
Biological process (GO): regulation of ARF protein signal transduction
Molecular function (GO): guanyl-nucleotide exchange factor activity
Source: RefSeq, a predicted model, not a curated record